CGUCGGCACGUAGGUAUGCCAGUAUACAUUCAUGGGCAGGGGGCGGGGGGCUCAAGGUCGUAUCGAGUGUAUUCUAUUCGGAUGAGGCGCUCUGGACGAUGAUGGCAGGGUGCAGUUCCUUUCUGCUGCCGUCUCCUCUCCUCGGCUUGCCCUCGACUCCCCUCCCCCGGCCGACGUCCCCAACACCUACUACAUGCUUACACACACCCUCUUCCACGUCUAUGCUUACACUCGCACUCACUCUCACACACACACAAGCACCCACGCGGCGGCCUUCUCUGCCGCUCUCCCUCUCCACAGACCAGAAAUGCUGUGCGAUGCGACAUGUCAGAUUGAUGACAUGCCAACCUCGAUUUGACGAAAAGGGCAAGAAAAGAGAGGACAACAAAAACUUGCCUCGAACCCCUUUCCUCCCCCCCUCCCUCCUAGGACCUGCUGCUCUCUCUCCCACCCCGAUGCCGCAUAUGGCGCCCCAGGGUCGGAAAGUACAUCACAUGUGUGUAGUAUGUGUCUAUGCACGCGCGCACAUUACUUACUACUAGUUUUACGUGAUUCUACCUACCUAUAUUCCAAACCAUGCCGUGCCGUGUCAUGCCGCCUACGCGUACUCUCCCUCCCCGGACUCUUACUCUCGACAUGGCGGACCUGCGGCACGUGUGCUUACCUGCCUACCUGCCUGCCCACCAACCCAGAGUGCAGGCCGCGCGCGACGCAUCCCAUCG
Messenger RNA from Durotheca rogersii, 722 nucleotides. RefSeq lists its product as uncharacterized. The record is from RefSeq and is a predicted model, not a curated record. The transcript has a single exon. NCBI's taxonomy places the organism in Eukaryota, Fungi, Ascomycota, Sordariomycetes, Xylariales, Xylariaceae. The coding region runs from base 99 to 542 and encodes 147 amino acids.